This is a messenger RNA of Caenorhabditis remanei, 1632 nucleotides long. RefSeq lists its product as uncharacterized. NCBI's taxonomy places the organism in Eukaryota, Metazoa, Nematoda, Chromadorea, Rhabditida, Rhabditidae. The coding region runs from base 1 to 1632 and encodes 543 amino acids. Gene Ontology annotation, molecular function: ATP-dependent protein folding chaperone; ATP binding; ATP hydrolysis activity. The transcript is spliced from 8 exons. The record is from RefSeq and is a predicted model, not a curated record. Gene Ontology annotation, biological process: protein folding. Gene Ontology annotation, cellular component: chaperonin-containing T-complex.
AUGGCGCAAGCCUCUGCGCAACUACUGUUCGAUGAGAGCGGGCAACCGUUCAUCGUGAUGCGCGAGCAAGAGAAUCAGAAGCGUAUCACCGGAGUUGAAGCUGUUAAGAGUCAUAUUUUGGCUGCUCGUGCUGUUGCAAACACUCUGCGCACUUCUCUUGGACCACGUGGACUCGACAAGAUGCUCGUAUCUCCAGAUGGAGAUGUGACCAUCACAAACGACGGAGCUACAAUCAUGGAAAAGAUGGACGUUCAGCAUCAUGUCGCCAAACUCAUGGUUGAGCUCUCGAAAUCACAAGAUCACGAAAUUGGGGAUGGAACCACGGGUGUCGUUGUUCUCGCUGGAGCACUUCUUGAAGAAGCUGAGAAGCUCAUCGAUCGAGGAAUCCACCCAAUCAAAAUCGCCGAUGGAUUCGAUUUGGCAUGCAAGAAGGCGUUGGAGACGCUGGACUCUAUCUCCGACAAAUUCCCCGUUGAAAAUCGCGAACGACUCGUCGAAACGGCUCAGACCAGCCUGGGAAGUAAAAUCGUAAAUCGCUCUAUUCGCCAAUUCGCUGAGAUUGCCGUCGAUGCUGUUCUCUCUGUUGCUGAUGUUGAGACAAAAGACGUGAAUUUCGAAAUGAUUAAGAUGGAAGGAAAAGUUGGAGGACGGCUUGAAGAUACCAUUCUUGUAAAAGGAAUUGUUAUCGAUAAGACUAUGUCUCAUCCUCAAAUGCCGAAGGAGCUGAAGAAUGCUAAGGUCGCCAUUCUCACCUGCCCAUUCGAGCCACCAAAGCCAAAGACUAAGCAUAAGCUUGACAUCACAUCCACCGAAGAUUUCAAGGCUCUUCGUGAAUACGAACGUGAGACGUUCGAGACUAUGAUUCGUCAAGUGAAAGAAAGUGGAGCUACACUUGCAAUCUGUCAAUGGGGAUUCGAUGACGAAGCAAAUCAUCUUCUCCAAGCCAAUGAUUUACCAGCUGUCAGAUGGGUUGGAGGUCCAGAAAUUGAACUGUUGGCUAUCGCUACGAAUUCUCGUAUCGUCCCAAGAUUUUCCGAGUUGACAAAGGAGAAGCUUGGAACUGCUGGACUCGUACGUGAGAUCACGUUCGGAGCAGCAAAAGAUCGAAUGCUUUCAAUCGAGCAGUGCCCAAAUAACAAAGCAGUCACCAUUUUCGUUCGUGGUGGUAACAAGAUGAUUAUCGAUGAGGCGAAACGUGCUCUUCAUGAUGCUCUCUGUGUUAUUCGUAAUCUUGUCCGUGACUCUCGUAUCGUUUAUGGAGGAGGAUCUGCUGAGCUCGCGGCCGCAAUUCAAGUUGCCAAGGAAGCUGAUCGUAUUGAUGGUAUUGAGCAAUAUGCUUUCCGAGCAUUUGCUGAUGCUCUCGAAUCGAUUCCAAUGGCUUUGGCUGAGAAUUCCGGACUUGCACCAAUCGAAGCCCUCUCCGACUUGAAGGCUAAACAAAUCGAGACUAAAAACUCUUUCCUCGGAAUUGACGCCGUCUUCGCUGGAACCAACGACAUGAAAGAACAAAAAGUCAUUGAGACAUUACUCAGCAAACGUGAACAGAUCUCGUUAGCUACUCAGGUAGUUCGCAUGAUUCUCAAAAUUGACGAUGUUCGUGUUCCUGAUGAUGAGAAGAUGGGCUCCUAUUGA